ACGCGCCCCGAAGGCGGAAAGAGGAGGGUGGCGCGGGGCAUGCUGGGAGCUGUAGGUAGAGAACGGCUCCUAGGCGCCUAACAGACGGCGGCUCCCAUCGUUCCUUGCGCGGGACGCUGGGGCGAUCGAGGCGGGCGGACUCGACGCGGAGCCUCCCUCUCUACUUCUCCAUCCUGUGGAGCGCUAGAGCGGCAGCGGCUCCCCGGGGAAGGCCGCCAUCUUGUGCUGGUGGGAGCCCAGGGAGGCACCCAGAGCCCCGGCCACGAAGACAAACCGAUCAGGUGCUGCUGCUGCUGCUAUCCCAGACCUCGAGGAGACGCCCACUGACUGAACUGCUGCUCUCUACCACCCACGAGCCCGACGCCCCAGAUCAGGAGAUAGAGACCCAGCCCUUACUAGCUGCUGACUCUUCUUGCCCCGUCAGGAGACAGAGAGAAAGACCCGUCCAGAGGGGCAGCUUCUGCUCCUCGCACCCGCCGAUAUCAGGAAAGAAAGCUACACAGAGCUGCUACAACUGCAAAGACAUGAAGAUCAAGGAUGCCAAGAAACCAUCUUUUCCAUGGUUUGGCAUGGACAUUGGGGGAACACUGGUGAAACUUGCAUAUUUCGAACCUAUUGAUAUCACUGCAGAAGAGGAGCAGGAGGAAGUUGAAAGCUUGAAGAGCAUCCGAAAAUAUCUGACUUCCAAUAUAGCCUAUGGAUCCACUGGCAUUCGAGAUGUCCACCUUGAACUGAAAGACUUGACGCUCUUUGGCCGAAGGGGAAACUUGCACUUUAUUCGAUUCCCAACUCAUGACUUGCCUACUUUUAUCCAAAUGGGAAGAAAUAAAAACUUUUCAACACUACACACGGUGCUUUGCGCCACUGGAGGCGGUGCUUAUAAGUUUGAAGAAGAUUUUCGCACAAUUGGAAACCUCCAGUUGCACAAACUGGAUGAGCUUGACUGCCUUGUCAAAGGUCUGUUGUAUAUAGACUCUGUCAGUUUCAAUGGCCAGGCAGAGUGCUAUUACUUUGAAAAUGCCUCAGAACCUGAAAGAUGCCAAAAGAUGCCUUUUAACCUGGAUGACCCAUACCCAUUAUUGGUUGUAAACAUUGGUUCAGGAGUCAGUAUUUUAGCAGUCCAUUCCAAAGACAGCUAUAAGAGAGUGACUGGAACAAGUUUAGGUGGAGGGACAUUUCUAGGUUUAUGCAGUUUAUUGACUGGCUGUGAAAGUUUUGAAGAAGCUCUUGAAAUGGCAUCCAAAGGGGACAGUACACAUGCUGAUAAGCUUGUCCGGGACAUUUAUGGAGGGGACUAUGAACGUUUUGGCUUGCCAGGAUGGGCAGUAGCCUCUAGUUUUGGGAAUAUGAUCUACAAAGAGAAGAGAGAAUCUGUUAGUAAAGAAGACCUGGCUAGAGCUACACUGGUUACAAUCACCAAUAACAUUGGAUCUAUAGCACGGAUGUGUGCGGUAAAUGAGAAAAUAAACAGAGUUGUCUUUGUUGGUAACUUUUUGCGUGUGAACACUCUGUCAAUGAAGCUUCUUGCAUAUGCACUGGAUUACUGGUCAAAAGGCCAGCUGAAGGCCUUGUUCCUAGAACAUGAGGGAUACUUUGGUGCUGUUGGUGCUCUUCUUGGAUUGCCGAAUUUCAGCUGAAGUACCAGAUGCCACUACACUGAAUUGUUUUCCACCUGGAUGGCAUUAUUACUACAUUGUUUAAGUCAACGGGAACCAAAGGAAAAAAAGCAGCAGUUUUGCUGCAGUUGUUUUUAAAUUUAAGUGGUAAACUGCUGGAUGUUACCAUAUUAAGAAAGUGGGAUCUUGCUGUGUAAGGCAUUUUUAAGUGAAAUACCUGUGGGUUUUGCCUUAUGAUCUCCAGUGCUUGUAGCCAGUUUUGAACUUCUAAUAUGCAAUACAUCCUCUGAAAAACAAGCUUCCAAAAGAAAGAAUUCCAGCCCUUUUAAGUGUCCAUCAUUUACAAUAGUGUGGACUUAAACAUGAAGCUUUAGUGCUAAGCAAAUAUCUUUUGUAGAUAAUCUGGUGAAAAUGGUUUAUUUUGAUGAGUUUGUUUUUUGUCUCAUUACUGCACUGUACUAAGAGCAGAAUUGUAUGUUUAAGACAAUUGACCUGAAAACACCAAAGUGCCAUCAACAGAAAGCAAAGCUAUGUAGUGUAGAAGAUUAUUUCUCAAGAUAAGGACAACAUAAAAAGUGAUAAAGCACUUAAUAUGUUCCAAUAAUUGCAGAAUUUUGAGGUCUAAUGGGAAAAUAUCUAAUUUUUUAGCAAAUAUAUUAAGUAAAAAUACAGAUAAGGUCAGCUACUGCUGCAUUUCCACAUAUCUGUACUCUUGUGAAGCUUUACAUUUGUUCAAUUCAUUUAUUGAAAGGUAGAUAUCGUAUUUUGGGAAGAUCCCUUUGGAUUAGGUUCAUGAUUCAAGGAACGGCAAGCCUUUAGAAAAGGUAUCUGACAUUCAAAAUUCCAUGACCUUACAUUCUAAAUCACAACAUUUUGAUUUCAUUCUCCUCUACUUGUGAAAGUCACCACAAAACCUGUGGAGUAUAUUUUUACCCAAAAGAGGCCCGGAACAAAAUAAUAGUAUUACAGCUUGGAAUUCUGUUGCUUUGGCAUAUCUUUGUGAGGAUGCUUGAACAAAUUCCAUCCCUGCUCUACCGACUUGAAAACAUUCAGUCCUUCAUUUCAUUAAUCUUUAAACAAGAUAUUUCACUUCUAAUAAGUCAGUCUCAAAUCUAUGUUGAUGAUUUUAAUUUAUCUUGUUUGGAAUUGAAAGUUUGUUUUUGUAGCUCCAGAGUUUGUAUUGCAGAGUCAAAAGGACCAGUGUUUAGUAUACUUUGUUAAACAAUUCCCAUUAUUGCAAACUGUGGCCUUGGGAUAAACUGCAUAUUCUGAAACUAGUCUUUGUUUUGUCUACAUACUAUGUUCUCAGACUAUUUUAAAUUUUACAGUAGUUGUUUUACUGUUAUAAGUGUUGCUGCAGCCAGGAGAUAAAGGCUUUAGACCAGAAAGACCAUGUUAGAAGUCAAGCCAGCUAUGUAUGUCAGUGUAUUUAGUGUACCUCAGAAGAAAUGCCCGAUUUUUGCAGGAAGUAAAUUAAUGUAAAGUGUUUCCUGUGGAUUCAUUAAAAGCUAUAUCUGAUUAGAAUUCAUUGAUAUGUUGGAAUUAAACAUGUUUUUUAAAUGAAUAUGACUCUCUAAAUCAAGUAAAUGGGUAAGUAUUUCAGAACAUUGCUAUGUUGCAUUACAGCAGCAAUUUUUUAGCCACAUUACCUUUCCAUAUAAUGUGCAUAGAGGGGACUGAAAAUAGUAAGUAGAAAAUACUCUUUCUGGGGGGUUUUGAUUUUUUGGUUUUUUUUUUUUUUUUUAGUUGAACUCCAUAAAAUUUUCUAAGGUCAUGAAGUGCAGUGACUUUUAUAGGGGUGAGAUGGAGGCCAUUUCAUUCCACCCAGAGCAAUGUCAACUUCAAAUAUAGAUUGUCGUUGCUGCUGAGUACCUAAGCUAAAUUUCCAUUGUGAAGACUUUUAAAUUGAGGCUUCAGUCUGGAAAGAUAGAAUCAUUUCUAGAACUAUGCUUAUAUCAUUGAGCGAAGGCAGCAUCAAUCUGUGAAGCAAGUUGGUACAGCUUGGGUAAAGUGUGCCUUUAUGAAAGUUGCUAGAGGUUUUACCAUGACUGAGUUUAUAAGCUAGUAGCUUAGUUAGUUUGCAUUAAAAGCCAGUAGUAGGAAGAAAUAAUGUAGACUUGUUUCUUCUAUGAACUUUUCACAGAGAGAUUAUUUGAAAACUCAUUGCCGUAGAUUACUUCUUCCGUAUACAUCCUGUACUACUGGAGCAUAAACUGAGAGUUGCUUUUGAAGCAGGUUGUAUAUAUUUGACCUGAAGAUAUUGAAAGUAAGUUUAGCUAAAAUCUUUUUUCCAGUUCCCUAGCAAGACAGUCUGAGAGAAAUGACCUUCAUAAAUUCAAGAAAUAUUAAUUUGAUGUAGCCUAUGAUACAUUUUUGAAGUUAACAUGGACACAGGAAUACAUUCAUAAGUAAUUCUUGAAUAGCUGUAUUGCAUAUAUGCUAUUAGUAUUCCUCAUGAGAAAUAAGAUGCAUGUCCUACCUUUAUAUAUUUCUUGCCUUCAACUUUGGAAAAAGUCUCUCGCCUGUUUUAGUUCCUUCAGCAUAAGUCGGUUGGUGGUUAUUCUUAUCCCCCCUGCCCCCACCAUUCUCCCCAGAGAUUACCAGCAAAGCCUUGUAGCCCUCCUCUGCACCCCUUGAGAUCCAUCCUGAUAGAGAGUUAUUGGUUUUUUUGCUGGAGAGUGUUCAGGUACAGUUGCUGAGGUUUAUUUGGUUAUUUUUUUCAAAAACUUAUAAAUACAGCCUUUCGUCAUCCGAUCCAAAGAUUGAUUGUACCUUUAGUGGAGUCGCUAAGCAUGGCAAGUACAAAUUAAAGUAGCUUUAAAUUUCUUCAUCUAGAUCUUUGUGUAUAGAGCAAAAGAACUUGCCGGGGCUAAAAGGCUCACUUCCUUUAGAGUGAAUCGCUGAUGUAGGUUCACUACUUUCUUAUCUUCUAUGCUUUUACCUUCACAUUUGGCACUCCUUUGUCUCAGUGCUACUUGGCGUUUCCUUACAGUAAAGGAACUCAGACAAGCUGUCAUGUUAUAGCAGAGGAAGUGCAACAACUUUCUUUGCAAGCUUGUGGAUCCUCAUGGCUAUUGCUGAAUUCUCAAACAGGGAACCACUUUCUUCAAGUAGAGAUUUUUCCCUUGAAAGAAAAAAGCAAAGCUCAUUCUGAAUGUAGCCGGUCUCAAAUCAAGCCAGACGAGUGCCUUUAAUUUCUCGUAUGGUGCCAAUGAUGUUAGUUUUGCUGGCACUGCAAUUUGAUACAAGAGUAUUCUUGGCACCAAUAAUACUUUUAUCACCCCAGACUGUUUACUGUAGAUGUGGACAAUAAUUGUAUCAGCAUUUUAGGUGGUCUGCUAGACCAGUCAAGAAGACAGUAUGAGCUUUCUGGUCUCCCAUCUUCAUGGCAAGCUAGUCUACUUUUGUUGGAGUAUUUAUGCCUACCAGUUUGUCUCCCCUUCCUCCCAUUUGGAUUUGUCCAUGCAUUAUGUCAGAAUGUUGUUUCUCUGCAAUGAUGCUUGCUUUUUGCUCCACAAGUACAGGCUGUUUCUGCAUCGGACGCUUCCUUUUUAUAUGAAGAUAUCAUGGACUGGUUGGUAUAGCUAACAAAUCUCUAACCAUUCCCAACACCUUUCUAGUUGUUCUUAAGGUAACCGCCCUUUAAGGAACUCCUUUUUGCUAUGUAGUUUGGACCUUUAAAUUUAAGACCAAAUCUAGAAUACCGGCAUUACAUUUUUCUGUUAAGUUUGGGGGGUUUUUUUGUGAAUCUAAUAGUAUUGCCAUUUGUAUAAACAUCUUUCUAUAAAACAUCAUUCCAUUUAGAAUCUGGGACUGUAAAGGCUCUGAACAGAUCACUUUCCCCUUUUUUGUCAUUAAGAGUGUUUUGUUUGCAGUGACGUGCGUCCAGCAACAAAGCACUUAUGUGGUAUUGACACUUCAUGCAGUACUUCCUAGUGCUAUUUAAAUUUUUGGUAUUAAGAGUUAAAGGCCAGGCUGUGUUACCCAUUUUUCAAGGGAUAUAUAAGAAAUGCUUAACAAUUCUGGUUCUUCAAUAAUACUUUUGCCUGCAUAUUAGUUGUAUUGAAAGGUUCUAUUCCUAUUACAUUCAGGUGGUUGGUAGUACACAUCUUGUAUAUACAUGUAAGGUAUUCCUUGCCUUUUUAGUGUGAGGAGAAUAAACAGCCUUUGUUAUAUUACAAUUUUUUAUAUUCUACCUGAACCAGUGUAGAUAUUUAGUAAAGCACCACAUUUUUGGAAGUGUUUUUUUAAGAAACUGUCAGAUUCCAAAUAACUGUGGCAAAAACUUAUAUUUCCUAAUGUUUUAGGAUAGCUGUGGGAGUUUAACAUUUGAAAGUAUUUUAAGGUGCUUGCACUUAGAGCAAAGUUGUGCUCUUUAAAGACUAAUCAGUGUCUUCUUAUGUUUAUUCAUUGUAUAAUCUUUCUUUCAUGCCUUUACUGUUUUUGUAAAUAUCUCAAUUAUAAAACCUCUGUAAAUGAAUUGUUGGUAUCCUAAGGAGACAGAUUAGAUUAGUUCAGUUCAUAACAGAAUUGGAGACAAGAUGGUCUUAUUACUAAUCAGUUCAAGCAAAACAGAAGUAUUGAGGUUGAACCAGUGUAGCUAAAUAGGUGUAAUCCACUUUCUUCUGCAUCUAAUGUAAUAUGCAAUGAAGCUGGCUAUUUCUUAUGUUCAUGUUCGCCUUAUGAAAUAGAGGUUUCUCCAUCUUUCCCACAUAUGUAUAUUUAGAAAACCUGCAAUGUGUAGCGUUGUUGGGUUUUGUUUGGAUUAAGGAAUUUACACAAUACUGAUGGUCACACUUAAGUAUUGAUAACCUAGCUGUGUAUUUUACAGUAAUAAGUUGGCAGGCAUGUUUUGAUAAAUACAGUUGAAGUUACAUUUUGAGAUAAAAUCCUUCCCCUUCAGGCUAAAGCACAGUGGCACAGGAAAUUUUCAGCUCAUUAAGAAGUUGGUGGGUUAGUUAUCUGCAAAAACUUAAUCAAAUUUAUGCAAGUCUGUGUUUAAUAUGGAGCAGAUGGCGGGGCACUAAGAUGCCUUCUCACAGUGUGGUGCAAUAAUUCCCCAUUUAUAUUCCACAAAACCCUUAAGUGCAUAUUACUAAACCCUCUUGAUCAGUUAUACCUGGCUUUUCUUGUUAAUAUAUUCCAAAUAUUGUUACCAGUAUUAUAAAAUGUAAUAAUACCUUUAAAGAAGACUUGUAACCAAGCCUGUUUUCCAAGCUGACUUUACCUGCUUAGAUCUGACAUGUAUAGAAUACUGUAUAACUGACUGCCAAAUCCUGCUUGUCUUAGCUGCUAAGUAGCCUGUUGGUUUAAAUGGGAGCUACUUUUAGCAGCAAUGAAACAUUUGGCCCCAAGAUUCUUUUAAAAAUGACACGCAAAUGGGGAAAAUAGUGCUGCUUUGCAUAUUGCUGCUGGUGCUAAAUCAUUUGGAAAAAUUUAGAAUUUUAAGUUGAAAUUUAAUUAAAUUAGAAAUUUAAGUUGUAAAUAGAAUUAAUAUUUAUGGCCUGGUCCUUUUGAUAGAUUUGAAAUUUGUCAAAUUGCAACAAUUUCUCAUGGCCUUAUGUCAAGCUUCCUUUUUUAUAUAUUUGGAUUGAAAUUCAUUAAGGUUAAGAGCCAUUCAUGGGGCUGGCUUUCUGUAAAGCUGAUUACAUUCAAUUUGUGAAUUUUAUGACAUGGAUCACUUUCCAUUUCUAGAAUUUUAGUUUUAAAACUAGCUUUAGAUGUUAAUCUUAUACUUUCACAUGCUUUAUCAUUGUAGCUGUUUAGAGUAGACAAAGUUUUAGUACCAACUGCUGUGGGCUUACUGUGUCCUUCUGUGUUAGCACUUCAAAAAGUACAGCCAUCACUAACUAUUAAUCGCUUUUGUUGAAAAUUGUGAAUUAGUUAAUUUUAAAGGUUAACUUGUUAAGUAGUCCUAUCCAUAAAAUAAACUGAAAUAGGAUUUCUGAAUUGUUAAUCUGCAGUAAUAAGUUUUAAUCUGUUCAAAUUUCACAAUUCCUUCAGCAUGGAUAUUUUAGACCUUUGUAAAUACAAAGCCUUUAAGCAGUUACAUUGGCUUCAGAUUGAACAUUACAAAAGACUCAUUUAAACACAGAUUUUUGUAGGGAAUGAGGAUGUUUGGGGAAAAAAAAUUAAAUUUGCAGUACCAAGAACCUGAAAACUUGCAUUACUUUGGUGUUGACUGAGAUGGGACAUAAGCAAAACAUUGUCUUUUGAUAGUCAGCACCAUCUGUUUCUACAUUUGUCAUUUUAGCCAUGUGUAUUUUCUCACCAGCUGUAGGCCUUCUAGUGACCAAAUCAUACAUUCAGAGUUUUUAGUUCCUUAGCAAAAGGGAUAGUAAAUCAAACUCCAAACCCACACGAGGAAGAUGUUCUCCAUAAGAGCCAUUUCAGUUAAGUUGCCUUAUUCUAUUGUAUUGUACUUAUGUCUGAGCUUAUUUGUUUACUGUUCCGACACUGAAGAUAUGAUGUAAAAAGUACAAUGUGCUGCAAAUUUGUAUUAACUUUAUUAAAUUAUACCUUUAUGUAAACUGUAGUACAUCUCUUGUAAAUUGUUUAAUUUAUUUUUUCCUUUUAUAGCUGCUCAUUAUUGAAUGUACAGAAUAGAUAUAAUGUAAUUAAGUAUUUUCAUUGUGGCCAAAUUGAUUGUGCCUACAAUGUAAUCCAUCCCUAUCAAAACUGUAUACAACUCUUUACUGCUUGCUUGCAUAAAUUAAGUUUGGAUUUAAUUUACUACUUUGUACUGUAUUGCCAUAAGCCAACUUCAGUAUGAUGGACCUACUUUUCUGUAGUUUAUUUUUCUGGUUUUGUUCAGUAUGAAUGUUGAAACAGUACUUUGUCUUACUUUUCCUAAUAAAUAACUCCAGAUUGUUCA
This is a messenger RNA of Dermochelys coriacea (leatherback sea turtle), 8490 nucleotides long. It is a transcript of the gene PANK3, whose product is annotated as pantothenate kinase 3. Gene Ontology annotation, biological process: coenzyme A biosynthetic process. The record is from RefSeq and is a predicted model, not a curated record. Gene Ontology annotation, cellular component: cytosol; nucleus. The transcript is spliced from 8 exons. Bases 525 to 1637 code for a protein of 370 amino acids. Gene Ontology annotation, molecular function: ATP binding; pantothenate kinase activity. NCBI's taxonomy places the organism in Eukaryota, Metazoa, Chordata, Testudines, Dermochelyidae.